Durusdinium trenchii is the source of this 768-nucleotide messenger RNA. The record is from the annotation of a GenBank genome assembly. Lineage: Eukaryota; Dinophyceae; Suessiales; Symbiodiniaceae.
UUUGGCCCAGCUCCAACUGGACCCCCGCGAAGCCUCCCGAGUCCGGCAGCCUGGCGGGGUGUGAGCUGAGCCGGAGCCGCUUCUCAUGGCAGAGGAGUCUGCAGAUCCUCUUGAUGGGCUGGAUGGGGAGGAUUUGUACUACCUGCCGGAAUCGAGUUUGCAGCAGAUGAAGGAGAAGCUUAAAGAGGAGAAGCCCAGCGAGGAGGAGAUCAAUAAAAGCCUCGAGAAGGUCUUGGACCCCAGCGAACUGCAAGAUGAGGAGAAGCUCCUGCCAGUAGAUAUGCGAGGCAUUGAGCAGGACUUCGAGGGCAUCGAUGAUUUAGUGGAGAAGUUGGGUGCCGUGGAAGCUGCCCGGGCGUUGGUGAAAGCCAGGGAGUACUUUGAGGCCAACAAAGAUGGGCGGCCCGAGAAUGAGAGGCCCCAGCCGAUGACGGCGACUGAGUGGAGGAAGAUCUUGCAAGAGGACAUGGAAGAAGACAUGAUGGAGGAGGACGACGAGGGUUUCCUGGAAGCCGAUGAAGAAGAGUCGGCUGAAGAGGAUGAGGAGGCGGAGGCUGAGGAGCCGUCAGCCAAGAAGCAGAAGACUGAGUGAAUCUCCUGAGCUCCUUCUGUGGGGUUGGGCUGCAGCUGCCGUGGAUGUGGGCAUCGUGGAAAGGGUUGAUAUUGAAACAGUGAUGAACAGGGGGAUUCGUUCACAGUCAUGGCUUUUUGAUGCUUUUUGUGGGAUGUCCGAGCAGACCCGAGGAUGAACGGCUUGCAGGGUACGAC